Pelobates cultripes (western spadefoot toad) is the source of this 243-nucleotide messenger RNA. NCBI's taxonomy places the organism in Eukaryota, Metazoa, Chordata, Amphibia, Anura, Pelobatidae. The record is from the annotation of a GenBank genome assembly.
AUGCGGCUCCGAAAAAAUGGCCGCUGCGGCUCCAACAAAAUGGCCACCACAGCUGCAAAAACCGAGCGCGGCCUACCACGUGGUGAUCGCACGGCACUGCCACGGUUCAAAAAGCUGCUCAGCAAGAGGCCAGGGGCUGCGGGGUGCAGGUGGGGAAUAAGGGAGAAAGGGUAUGGGCGACAGAGGCCAGCAGGAGAACCCGGGGAGGGGAAACAGAUUACAGGCAGAGCCAAAGCAUCAUAG